AUGCACCUGGGCGGCAUCCGCCAGCAGAACUCCCACCCAGCGUUGAAGUCCCAGAAGCCCACUGUCUCGGACGCGCUCUUCUCGGCGAAUGGGGAACGGCUCUUUCGCGGGCUCAUCGCGCAGAUUUUGGACCUAGACCCUGAGUUGCAGUACGAGGUCGUGAAGAGCGUGAGCAGUACGGAGAGGGGCCGCUGCCUCUUUAUCAUCAAGAACUCCUUGAUCUAUCAAGCUCGCUUGGAGUUGGAGGCUUCACAACGUGUGAUCCAUAUCUUCGAGCAGGAUUUAGGAGAAGUCCAGCGGCAGCUGAAAGAAGGAGGGCCGCUGUUUCCCUUGGCCGGGAAGCCUCCCAGUGAACGCAGCUCCUCCUCUUCCUCCAGUGCAACGGAGGAGGGAGGGCGACGAGAGGCAGAGUCCCCAGUCUCCCCGACGUCCCGGGGAAGCGUCGACCAAGAGGGUGAGCCGAUUCAGAAGGUGCGCAGCCGAAGAGCAGGAAUGCGUGGCUUCUUGGCCUUCGCCGACCAGAUGGCGCGCGCCACGGCGCGCCGGCCCACGGUGGUGAGUGGCCAGCCGGAGGAGCAUGCGCCACUCCUCCAGAUCCGCUCGGCGGAGCCCCGGAACAGCGUGAGCUCCCUCGUGCCCCUCACCGACGAGGGUCAGAGCUCCCGGACGCUGAAGCGGGGUGCUUGGCGGGCUCGCUCAGGCAGUGCCAUGGCACCUCCUGAGCCCAGUAUGUCUGAACGACUCAAGGAGGCGCAGCUGGCAGCGGAUGCACAAGCCAGGCCGGGCAAGCGUGGCUCGAAGGAGGCGCCGGGUAUCGGUGUCGCCACGUCCUUGGCUUCGUCCAUGCUGAAGACCAUGUUGAAGAAGCCAGCAGCGGUUUCAGUGUCGUUUCGGAAGACCAGUAUGAGUUUGAUUGGGGACUACGCCUGGGACAAGGUGGUCGCGAAGUUCGAGUCCAACCUCAAGAAGCACAACUUCGAACCCGAUAUGACUGCAGGACAGUGGAAGAGCCAUUUCUCCUGGGAUGUGGAUGAGCCGCUUUCGAGCCGGCUCCCUCAAGAUCGUCCUCGCACGGCGCCGCCUCCCAAGGUGCGCCACCCACGGCGCCCCAUACGGCCCUCGGCGCGCGCCACGAUGCCGGCGGGGACGAGCACUCCGGCAGAGCCAGAACCUGAAGAAGAAGAAGAUCGGCCGAAGACCAAAGAUGCUCCGAUGCUCUUCGCGCUCGCGAAGUUCAUGUCCAAGAUGAAAACCAAGAGGAGCAACUUGGACGAGUUUCUCCACGUGCCGCCGUUGAAGGAGAAGUGGAAGCGUCGGCCCUCACGUUUGUUGCCCAUGACGGAGGAGGCGGAAGAAGAAUGGCUGGAGAUCCGAAAGAAGAUUCUCGCCCAGAAAGGUCAGUGGCUGCAGCAGAGCCGGCGCAAGGUGGAACAGAUGAAACUGCACUUGGAAGAGGAAGCUGAUCCCUCCAUUUUCGAGCGGCAGCAACGCAAUCUGAGAGAGCAGAAGGUCCAACCCGUCGCGCAGCGGGGCUUCGAUGCGGUCUCCUUCGUGAGGUGGAAGGUCAACAAGCAGUUGAAGCAAGCGAUGCAGGAAGCCGAACGUGGUGGCCGCGUGGGUCCCGUGACCCGGGAGCGCACGGCGGGUGCUCCGCCCAUUGAGCCUCCGUGGAUCGUCGGGGAUCAGAGAUACAACAACAGCCUGGAAUCCUCCCGUGCGCGCAUCGCCAACCUCCGUGCCAAGAAGUAUCGCGACAAAGUCUUCAACAAGACUGGCUACGGGCGUGGGUGGCGUUUGGCGCUAAAUGUCUUCGAGCACGUGGAUGAACAGUUGGCAAACCCAGACACCUCAGAGGAGAGCACAAGCGGCUCUGAGAGCCACAGCCCAAGAUCGACUUCACUCAGUCGCUUCACUCCGGACCCGGGCCACUUCCGGCGCAGCCGCCGGCGCCGGGUGUCUGGAGCCUCUCGGAAGAUCCGUCAGCUGUCGGUGCUCUCGCCGCAUAUGCGGCAACAGUUCAUGUCGGAUGAGGACUGGGAUCUCCGUCCAGACGACUGGGACCUCCGCUGCUGGCUGCAGCCCGUGCGCUAUCGCGCGCGCACCGCCACGGACCGAGUCAUUACGCCCGAGGAACGUGGCAAGGCCUUGUCACGCAAGGGCUCCCGCAGCGACCCGGGCGCAGCGACUGGGAGCCUCGAGGACCCAGUGCUUUUUGUGCAGCAGGCCUGUCGUAAGCUGGUGGAGGACUUCGUGGCCUCCGAUCCGGUGGACGAUAGCAUUCCACAGGUGCACGUGCACGGCACGGAACAGCUGGAGGAGCCGGAGCGUCCUCAGGGCCGAUUGUUGGACGACUUUGAUCUGAAACACAGUCGGGUGAUGGAGAUUUUGGAGAGGGACAGUUUGUUGAACAAGGAGCCACUUGGUACUGUGGAUGAGGAGGACGAUGAGAUUGGUGCGCUCCGCUCGCCUGCGAUUUGGAGGGUCGUGAGGCCAGCUUGGAAGGGCAUCCGCUGGAUCAACCCAGAAGUGACAACAGGUGCAUGCGAGUCUGGCCUCGUCAUCGUUGCCAUAGAGAGACGCCUGGCGCGUUGGCAAAACAAUCAGAACGGCACCUUGACCCGGGAGAAGUCACAAGGCACCCGUUGCACCUACCGGUCCUUUGCCUUGCCGAACUCGUACUGCUUCGUGCGCUUCUUCAAGCACAGCACUCCCGGGUUUGCAGCGUUCUCCGGGCCAACGAAGAUCCCCUUGACAACGAUCAAGGUCCACGUGACUGGUGGAUGGCUCCGAGAUUGCCUGUUGGAGACCCAGGAAUUAAACCCAGUAGCCUGUGCGCAGUGGCAGAGAGUGAAGAAGCUCACAGCCAACGGCUUGGGGGACCUGGACGUGAUCAUCUCGGAAAGGAGCACGGUGGAAUUCUUCGAGCUUCUCCGCCACGACGAGGCGCUGAAGAGCGUCUUGCGACGCCCGCCGCUGCUGGUGCCCGAGAAGGGCAGCCGAACGGCCACCGUGAAAUUACUCUUUCCAGAGGUCUCGGUGGACAUCACCAGCUUGGAGGGGUCAGCCUCGCUGGAGUCGAAGUCUGCAGGUCCACAGGUGCUGAUGAAGGAGGAUAGCUGUCACAGGGACACCACCUUCAACUCCUUGUACCUCGAGGUGGAGACUGGAACUUUGCAUGACGUCACCGGAGGGCUGCCAGACCUGGCGCAGGGCCUGGUGCGUUCCCCGCAUCCGGAGGGUGCCAAAGCGUCCUUCUUGGAGGAUCCGGUGCGUUUGCUCCGCUUGCUGCGCUUCGCUGCCCGCUACGACUUCCGCCUCGACGACGAGGUGCUCCGUGCCGCGGAGGACGCCCAGGUGCACAAGGCCCUUGGUGAACUUCUCGAACACCAACGUGGCCGAGUGCUGUUCGAAGUGAAGAAGGCGCUUCUCUUGCACAACCAGCCCUGGCGCUUUUUGGAGCUUUGUGGAGCUUGUGAGGUGCAUCCAAUCCUCUUCACCUCGGUACCAUCGCCGCUGUGGCCCGGUGCUGUGGGCACCGUGCGCCGCUUGGGCCAGUUGCUGCUCUAUGGCCUUGAGUCGGAGCAACUCACUGCACGCUCGCAGCGCUUCCGCGGACGCAUCCAGGGAGGGCUCCCGCCUGCGCUGCUGACGCCUGACUGGCGCAAACUCGGUGUUUGGGAAAAUGACUGGGUGGAACUGCUCGUCGCGGCUCUCGCUUGGCGCUUGAAG
This is a messenger RNA of Durusdinium trenchii, 3729 nucleotides long. NCBI's taxonomy places the organism in Eukaryota, Dinophyceae, Suessiales, Symbiodiniaceae. The record is from the annotation of a GenBank genome assembly.